Balaenoptera ricei (Rice's whale) is the source of this 3714-nucleotide messenger RNA. RefSeq names its product aspartylglucosaminidase (gene AGA). Gene Ontology annotation, biological process: protein deglycosylation. Lineage: Eukaryota; Metazoa; Chordata; Mammalia; Artiodactyla; Balaenopteridae. The transcript is spliced from 9 exons. The record is from RefSeq and is a predicted model, not a curated record. The coding region runs from base 106 to 1146 and encodes 346 amino acids. Gene Ontology annotation, cellular component: lysosome. Gene Ontology annotation, molecular function: N4-(beta-N-acetylglucosaminyl)-L-asparaginase activity.
GCGGGGCGCCGGGACCGCGAGUUCCGGGAUCCCCAGCCGCGGAGGUACGGGGGCCCGGGCGGCCGUGGGCCUCGUCGGGCUUAUUCUUGGCGGCGGCGGGCGGCCAUGGCGCGGGAGCCGAGCCUCCGGCUGCUGCUGUCGCUGCUGCUGCUCUGCCGGGCCCCGGUGUGCAGCUCCGGCCCGCUGCCCCUGAUCCUCAACACUUGGCCUUUCAGGAAUGCAGCCGUAGCAGCGUGGAGGACGUUGGCGGCUGGAGGGUCCGCGCUGGACGCGGUUGAGAGCGGCUGUGCGGCGUGUGAGCAGGAGCGCUGUGACGGCACCGUGGGCUUCGGCGGCAGCCCCGACGAGUCCGGAGAGACCACCCUGGACGCCAUGAUCAUGGACGGUACUACCAUGAACGUAGGAGCAGUGGGAGAUCUUAGACGAAUUAAAAACGCCAUCGGUGUAGCACGAAAAGUACUGGAACACACGACACACACGCUGUUAGCAGGAGAGUCAGCCACCAAGUUUGCCGAAAGUAUGGGGUUUAUCAACGAGGAUUUAUCUACCGAUGCUUCUUGUGCCCUUCAUUCAGAUUGGCUUGCCUGGAAUUGCCAGCCAAAUUACUGGAGGAAUGUUACACCAGAUGCUUCAAAAUACUGUGGACCCUACAAACCACCUAGUAUCUUAAAGCGAGAUGGUUCUACCUACAAAGAAACGGGAGAUAGCUACGGUCAUGAUACUAUUGGCAUGGUUGUCAUCCAUAAGAUGGGAAAUACUGCUGCUGGUACAUCUACAAAUGGUGUAAAAUUCAAAAUACCUGGUCGAAUAGGAGACUCGCCGAUACCUGGAUCUGGGGCCUAUGCCGACGACACUGCAGGGGCUGCAGCCGCCACCGGGGACGGCGACAUACUGAUGCGCUUCCUCCCAAGCUACCAAGCUGUAGAAUAUAUGAGAAGAGGAAAAGACCCAACCACAGCAUGCCAAAAAGUGAUUUUAAGAAUCCAGAAGUAUUUUCCCAACUUCUUUGGGGCUGUGGUAUGUGCUAACGUGACUGGAAGUUAUGGUGCUGCCUGCAAUAAACUUUCAACAUUUACUCAGUUUCAUUUCAUGGUUUACAAUCCUCUAAAAAGUGAGCCAACUGAGGAAAAAGUCGACUGCAUCUAAUCCAUCUUUUCUGUCCGCAUCUAUAUUUAAAGAAGAAAGAAACAGAGGCUGAAAAGGCUACUCACUGUCAUCGUAUAAUGUGCCUCAUGUAUUCUAAAAUUCUUUGUGUAAGAUAAGCACAAAAAUUUUAUGCUAAAAGAGCAUUUUCACUUUCUAUAUCUCAAAAAUGUUUAUUAUCUGUUUUUAUUUAAGCUUUGUAUAUCCCCUGAAAAUGAAUAUGUGUGUGUAUGUAUUUUGUAUAUGUUUAAAUUUUGAGUGAUAUUUGGAUUUCUGCUCAGUGUUUCAAGAAAUUGCUCCUUUGGGGAUUUAUUUCCAUAGUGAUAUAGUAAAGCCACAAGAAAUAAUCUAUAUUUGGAUACUUAAAAUAAUUAGAGUAGCCAACGUUUUUAGACCCAAAGAAAAAAGUAACAAUGAGUCACAGCAUGGUAAGUCCUGAUUGAAUCUCAGUACCUUAGAGUAAUAUGUCUCUUAUCACUGGUUAUCAGUUGUACAUAACGGUCUCUUCUAGCUUGAAGAGGAAAGAAUGCUGUUAAUCAUAAAGGUGCGUUUUGUUCAGCACGUAUUAGAAAACGUGGGCCGUCUUCUGACGAGCAACUGUUGAUUUUCUUGGGCUUUUUCCUCUGAUGGUGCUCUCAAUGUGUGAAGGUUUUUAGCCACCAAAAAAAAUCUCUGACCUUUUAGCUACAAAUAUUUUGUAUUGAUAAUUUCUUACGGAAAUGAUUUAGGGAACUUGAUCUGUACUGUGGUUUUACUAAUCUCUUGUGCAGAUGUUGGUGGUUUGAAUUAGCAGUGAGUCAGUAACUCUCGUCUGCCUUGUUUUCCUGAGCGCUCGGUCAGCCGUCUGCGGACAACUAGACAGGACUGUAAGUGGGCUUUCUCACUAUCAUCUUUGCCUUCAUUACCUUCCUUUUACAUCAGGAGUCAUUAAUAAAACUGCAUGUACAAUAUUGUCCCCCACCUUCGGUAUAUCUGCUCCGUUUUGUCCUACACUCAUCUUAAGAUUUAAUGCUCUUUGUAAGUUAGGGCUAGAAAGCUGUAGUUUUGAGAACGCCCUCAGGUCACCUGUUCUCAGGCCUUGCCCUGUGUCGUCACCGUCUGGGGAGCCUCGGCACAAAUGCCCUCUGCUCUGUCCCACCCAAGCAGAGUCCUCACAAAUGGGAACUUGCAAGCUGGACUCAGCAGCUGCUGACGGCAGCCUGAGAGCUAGUAAGGAAGCAGUCCCGCAGCCUCACACUCACAGAGCGGAAGGGGAAAUCUGACUUUUGUGGGUUCCCCCAAGGCACCUCGACUUGCUGACAUCUGAUACGGGGCCUUGGAACAAGGGAAAGCAGCCAGAUUUAACCUGGGAGUGUAUUUACCUCAAGACGAAAUGCCUGUUCUGUGCGUGUGCCAUCCGCUGACGUGUUAGGCAGCCAUGUAUGACCAGAAAAAUGAGUUUGAAAGUCUUCAUGGCCUGUUACUCCCCAGCAAAUUAGAAGUUUAGCCGAUCCUGAUUUAUAGAAUUCUGACCUGAAGUUGUUAGACAUACCUAUGUGCACUAUAUACACAUAAACAAAAAAAGGGUCUGUUUCCAUUACCAGCACUCAAAUGAUCCCUUUUUGUUUCAAAAGGCAAAUGAUAAGCAUAAUGCCUUUUUAAUUGAGAUAUCAUACAUAGACUAUAAUAUACUUUUAAAGCCCAUAAUUUUUAAUUGUUGGACUUCUUUUUAAAGUGUUAUUACAUCUGAUGCUUGGUAUUUGAAUUUGGAGCUAAGAACAUAAUUGAACUCAGUAUCUUAAUAGUUUAAUUAACUUCAUUUGAAUUAAAAACUGAUGACAUAAAUAUGUAUCUUAAUUGGAUGCUAAUUAUGAAAAUAGAUUAAGACCUGUUUAUGUCACUUUACUGGUCAUAUUUUAAAAAAGAUUCCUAGACCUUUAAAAAAGCUUCUAAAAAGGCAUAUUUAAAUUUUUUGCUUGUUUUCUUGAGUAUUAUGCUAUUUAUGUGUUACUCAAUAUAUACUCAACCCCUGUCUUAGGAAGUUAAAAAGAUGAGAUAACAAGGUCUACAAAAAUUGUUCAUCUGCGAAUUGUUUGUGCCCCAUUUGUGCUAUAUGAUGAGUCUUUUCAUAUACAACCCAGGGUCAGCCAGUAAAGAGGUGCCAUAUUUCAGUAUUUGGAAAAGCAUAGCCAUUUGAAGGAUAAAAUCAUUGCCACAUUCAAAGUGGAUAUAAUGGGGAAAGUUAAAGCUGCCAUCAUCAACCUAUUUGCUUCUGAGUUAAAGGGACAGGAAGUCAUAUAGUUCUAAUGCAGGGACAGUGCACUAAAGAAUUGGUCAACUGAUUUAAACUUGUGACCUUUCUAUGCUGUGCAUUAGACGUGGUUGCUCACGUAUUCUCUUUAAUUAAAAUUUGGUUUCUAGAACGUGGAUAAUAUGAGAAAAAUCAGGUAUUAGAGUAGAUGUGGGAAAACAAAGUCCCUACCAAUUGCCAGCAAUCUGUCUCUAUUUCUUUCUAACUUGUGCAAAAUCCUUAAACACCAUAAAUGUCAAAACACUUCUUUCCAUUCCUAAAUAAAACCAAUGUCAUUUGUC